Messenger RNA from Lentinula edodes (shiitake mushroom), 594 nucleotides. RefSeq lists its product as uncharacterized. The transcript has a single exon. The record is from RefSeq and is a predicted model, not a curated record. NCBI's taxonomy places the organism in Eukaryota, Fungi, Basidiomycota, Agaricomycetes, Agaricales, Omphalotaceae. The coding region runs from base 1 to 594 and encodes 197 amino acids.
AUGGACAACAGCAAUACCGUCGAACGAAUGCCGACCCGUAUUCUCCACCAGCCUCGACCUCACCGCAUUGUUGAUCUCAACCAUCUCUCUUCGUCUGCCCAAACCAUUCCCGAAAUUCAGAGUGCACCGGCCGUCAUGUCUCAGUUCCCGCAAGAACAUUAUCCUUUCCAUCAUCACCCUGACGUACCGCAGCAUUGGAUUCCAUCGCCGCCUCGAGGACCUAUCGAUGGUCAAUAUCCUAUGUAUUAUACUCCGUACCCUGUCUAUCAGAACUUUCAGCCACCUCCCGAACAGCCACGUUCGACUACUCCUAAAUUCAAAAUCGAAUACUCUUCUAUCCACGCAACUUUUCUUGCAACAAUUAAAGAUGCCGAUUCUUUGAAGGACCGUAAAUCGUGGGUCAAAUGGAAUGAAGGCGUAUGGCAGGCAGUCGCCGAUGGUUUCGUCCUAGGCCACAUAUGUGAUGAACCUUCUCCCGGGACUCCUUGGACUGAAUGGAAUACACCAAUAGUUCGACCGAACAUCUCCAUUCACCCAACGAGAAAGCCCGUCUCAAAUGGGAUAAGAAUGACAGGUGGACUUCUUCAAUCUUAA